CAGUAUUGAAGUUGAAGUGUCUUAGGCAAAAUCUUCCGCGGGUGAGAUUAUCAUACCCUCUGCGUAUAUAAACGGCACACUUUCCUCGGUCGUUUCAGUUUCGCACGCAGAAACCGCCAUUUCUGUGCAGAAUUCGAAAAUAGCAAGACGGUGAGUUAGAAUACACGCGAGGUUUUCUCCGAUCAAACGACACCGUUCGAUCAGAAACCCUAGGAGCCGGUGAGGCGAAGAACCUGUCGGGCAUGUUCAUCGUAAUCGCAGCGGCGGGGACUUAAUGGCCAGCAUAAAGCCUUUGCCGGAGGCUGUGCGUAGCUCACUGCGUUCUGGCAUUUUCCUCUUCGACUUCACGCGUGUCGUCGAGGAACUUGUUUUCAAUAGCCUCGAUGCUCGUGCCACAAAGGUAUCAGUGUUUGUUAGUACUAGGAGCUGCUAUUUGAAAGUUGUUGAUGACGGAAGUGGAAUCCCUCGAGACGAGCUGGAGUUGGUGGGAGAAAGAUAUGCAACAUCAAAAUUUCUUAAUUUGAUUGACCUGAAUGCCACGAGUGAGAACUUCGGUUUUCGUGGGGAAGCUUUAGCUUCCAUAUCUGAAGUCUCUUUGCUGGAAAUUGUGACAAAAACAUAUGGAAGGCCCAAUGGAUAUCGAAAAGUAUUGAAGGGGUGCAAGUGUUUAUAUCUUGGUAUUGAUGAUGAUAGAAAGGAAGUGGGCACCACAGUUGUUGUCCGUGAUUUAUUUUACAACCAACCAGUUCGGAGAAAAUACAUGCAAUCCAGUCCCAAUAAGGUACUGCAAUCAAUCAAGAACUGUAUAAUGCGGCUUGCACUUGUGCGCCCAAAUAUUUCCUUCAAAGUUGUUGAUAUUGAAAGAGAGGAUGAGCUCUUUUGCACACAUUCUGCUUCUUCUCCUCUGCCACUUGUAACCAGUGGCUUUGGGGUAGAGGUCGCAAGCUCUCUUCACAAUUUAGAAGUUGAGAAUGAUAUUGUAAAGCUUUCUGGAUAUAUAUCUGGUCCUUGCAAUACUGUGUAUACGAAGGCCUUGCAGUAUGUCUAUGUCAACUCACAAUUUGUUUGCAAGGGCCCAGUUCACAAGCUUGUGAGUCAACUGGCUAAUAGGCUUGAGCAUCUGAACUCAUGGAAUACUGAUAAAGAAUUCCGAAGCAAGAAGAGAACCAGGUGUCAACCAUGUCCAGCUUAUCUCUUGAAUUUGAGUUGCCCCCGAUCUUUGUAUGAUUUGGCCUUUGAGCCAUCAAAAACUCAUGUUAAAUUCAAGGAUUGGACUCCUAUACUAAACUUCAUUGAGAAGGCCAUCAAACAAUUCUGGGAGGAAAACAUAGCUUGUGUAGAUCCCUCCAACGAAGCCACAUACAUGGUAGAAGAUCAACAAGAGAAAGCAGAUGUCAACAUCAUUUCAGCAGUAUCAGAUAUGUCAAAGUUUAGAAACCAAAAUCGUAAGGAUUGCCUAGAUCUCUUUUUUUCUACUUCAGACAAUCUAAUUGAAGAUGACUAUCAUCAAUCCAAAAUGGAAGAUGUUGAUUACUUUGGAGCCACAAUGUUCAAAGUGCAACAAAGUAAGGGAGACUUUCUUCUUCAGACUGGUUAUUCUGGCAACUUAUUGGAUGGUUCUUAUGCCAAGUGCAACUCCACUGUGAUGAGAAAGCAUAAUAGUUUGUUGAUGCAUGAUAGCAAUAGUUUACUGGAAGGUGAUAACUUUUUUGAUGGUGAAAUUCCUGCUGUAGAAAGUUUCAACAUUGAUGUACCUUUUGAUGCACCGAGUUCUUCACAUGGAAGAAGAUUCCAUAAAGUAGAAGCUGAUGUGAUCAAUGAAUCAUUUGAAGAUGAUUUACUUUAUAAUAGCUGCAGUGGGUAUGGUUAUGAUGUAAAGAUUAAUGGGGAUUUGCAACAACCUUUUCUAAAGAGAUGCUCUAUGCUAGGAAGUAUCCUGCAUGAGAAGGCUUUGUUCGUAAAUGAUGAACAUGAACUCCAAACUGAUGGCUUUUGGAGCAAACAGAAUACAGAGGAGGAUUAUAGAAGUGGUAAGGAUUUAUAUGUCCAUCGUUGUCCAGAAGUCACAAAAAAAUUAAAGAUUACUAAAGAUUCUGAUUUCCUUGUUAGACCGUUGUCUGAAGAAAAUUGUCUCCCUCCAGAUUCGUGCUAUUCAGCAUUACAAAUAGGAAGCUCUGGGUCAGAUGAUCAGUUGUUAAAUUUUGAAUGGCAUCCUGUCCACCAAAACCCCUCAUCUCAAGCAUCUGCAUUGGGUGUUUGUCAUACAACUGAUAUUGAGGAUGAGCUUGGAGAAAUAUCUAGAUACUAUAAAAGGAUCCAUCAUACAAAACAUUUUGAUGAUAGAGAGGCUGAUUGCAGAUUCAGCUACAAUAUGUCAAGGAAUGCCAACCAACAUUGCUGUGCAUCAAGUUUUGCAAAUAUUGGAUUUAAUUUUGAUGUUGCGGGUGAUUGUGGUGAAAUAUUCAACAGACUAGUUGACAGGCCUGAUUUCGGUGAUAUACAUUCUUCAAAAAGGUCAGAUAUUUUAAACGAGGAGCCUGACUGGCUGUUGUCCAAGUCAUGUAUUAAAAGCUGCAAGAGACCUAACAAGAACAAAGGCAAAAGGGAUCGAUUUAGAAAUUCAACUUUGGAGGAGAAUCUUGAAAGAUCUAGAAGAAGCUUUUCCGCUCCUCCUUUUCAUAGAAGCAAAAGGAGGUUUUUCUCUUUAAAUCAUCCUUCAGAAAUGAUAGCCAAAAGACAGAUUGGCCGAGUGUCCAACCCUGCUUUCAAUCAUCAAGAAGCUAGUAAUUUUAAAUAUCCGCAACAGUCUCCUGUUGCUCUUCACCAGAGCACUGAAGAUUUCUUAUUGCAAGAAUUCAAAAUUAAUGUGAAACAAACUACAGAGGUUCUGGGAGAUAUGCAGGAUAAUGACAUUGCAGAUAUUGAUGAAUUUGAAAGUUUCAACAUUCAAAAGAGUGCUCCAUUUGGGGAAUUGAUCUCAAGGGAUGUGCAAGAUUCCAUAGAUUAUGGGACUAAAUGGAGGAACUGCUCACCCAAAAUUACAAAGAAUGAUAAACUGGCUAACAUUCAAAGUCAAAACAAUAUACUUGACAUUUCUUCUGGAUUCUUGCAUCUUGCUGGAGACUCAUUGAUUCCUGAAACUAUCAGUAAGAAAUGCCUAGAGGAUGCUAAAGUUCUGCAUCAAGUGGACAAAAAAUUCAUUCCAGUUGUGGCUGGCAGAACCCUUGCUGUUAUUGAUCAGCAUGCUGCAGAUGAAAGAAUCAGACUGGAAGAAUUGCGUCAAAAGGUAUUGUCAGGAGAAGAAAAAGCAAUAACCUAUCUAGAUGCUGAACAGGAACUGGUAUUGCCAGAGAUUGGUUAUCAGCUACUUCAUAGUUAUAGUGAACAGAUUAAAGAUUGGGGCUGGAUCUGCAACAUUCAUGCUCAAAAUUCUGAAUCCUUUAGAAGGAGUUUGGAUAUCCUCAACAGACCACAAAUGGCCGUCACACUUAUUGCGGUACCGUGUAUUUUAGGGGUCAAAUUAAAUGAUGUUGAUCUUUUAGAAUUUCUUCAGCAGCUUGCUGACACUGAUGGAUCAUCAACAAUGCCACCCUCUGUCUUACGAGUGCUAAAUUUGAAAGCAUGCAGAGGUGCAAUUAUGUUUGGGGAUUCAUUGCUACCAUCAGAAUGUUCCCUUAUAGUUGAAGAGCUAAAACAUACAUCACUUUGUUUCCAAUGUGCUCAUGGGCGACCAACAACUGUUCCUCUAGUCAACUUGGAGGCACUGCAUAAUCAGAUAGCCAAGCUUCGACUGAUGAACGAGCGUUCAAGUGAUGAGUGGCAUGGAUUACAUAGACAUAAAGUGUGCAUUGAACGUGCAGCACAGCGUUUAAAUUUUGCUAGAGGAAUUUGAGUCUUUGGACGAAGUUGGUUGUUACUAUUAACAGUGUGGAGAUUAGUUUGACAGAAUUCAUACUUCACUGCACAAUCAUUCUUUUGUAACUCGGUGUACAGAAUACAAUUAGUUUGUGCUACUGUGCUUAUAUGAAAAAUAUUGGAUAGCACCAUUUCCAGUGAGUCUUAUGUUUCUGUUUGAAUUUGAUAAAGUUUUACAAUAAUAAUAGAUUGAAUUUGAACGCAAA
Messenger RNA from Glycine soja, 4121 nucleotides. Its product is annotated as DNA mismatch repair protein MLH3. Gene Ontology annotation, cellular component: mismatch repair complex. The record is from RefSeq and is a predicted model, not a curated record. Bases 275 to 3892 code for a protein of 1205 amino acids. Gene Ontology annotation, molecular function: ATP-dependent DNA damage sensor activity; mismatched DNA binding; ATP binding. The transcript is spliced from 25 exons. NCBI's taxonomy places the organism in Eukaryota, Viridiplantae, Streptophyta, Magnoliopsida, Fabales, Fabaceae. Gene Ontology annotation, biological process: mismatch repair.